Molecule: messenger RNA, 294 nt
Organism: Penicillium concentricum
Lineage: Eukaryota; Fungi; Ascomycota; Eurotiomycetes; Eurotiales; Aspergillaceae
Exons: 1
Coding region: 1-294 (97 amino acids)
Source: RefSeq, a predicted model, not a curated record
AUGUUAAAAGAACCUCCGACCCUAGAUGAUCGCAUUGGUGAUGCCGGGCGUCCCAAAAGAUCUCCGCUGAAGUCAAGUUCGGCUCGGACGACACCCGAACGACAAUCUGUCACAUUUGCCAAUAUCACAAACACGCAAUCAUCAAGCUCAGUUCGCUCAAAUCAACCCAGCGUCACGUACAAGUCUAGCAUCUAUCCUGCCGAGCUGGAAAUAAGAGGUGUUUCAGAGUCUGAACAUCCCUCUCGUGAAUUCGACGCGAUAGUCAAGAUCCUCAUAGACAAAAUACAGGGGUAA